AUGAAUUGGGUUUACAAGAUCAAGCGGGACACUCUCGGAAACGUGGAGCGGUACAAGUCCCGGAUGGUGGCAAAGGGCUACCUGCAGAAGCAAGGUAUUGACUUCAAGGAAGUCAACGCCUUCGUAAGCAAGCACACGAUGUUGCGUGCGCUGCUGGCGGUGGUCGCAGAGCGCGUCUUGGAGGUGCAUCACGGAGCGGUUGCAAAGGUGAAGGCGCACUUGGCGGAGAAGUUCGAUGUGCGUGAUUUGGGGAAGGUGACGUACUUCCGCGGGAUGGAGUUGACGCGCAACAGGGAGGCGCGCACCCUGAAGCUGACGCAGAAGAAGCGAACGAGGGAGCUGGUCGGACAUUACAGACUGGCGGAUGCGCGGGCGCGUAGCGCUCCUCUUGGGUUGAGGGACAAGUUAACGAAAGAUGGUGAGCCCCUCGAGAGGAGGCGGUUCCCAUACAGCGAGUCUGUGGGAAGCCUGCCGUACCUGAGCGAGUGCACGAGGCCCGACAUCGUACAGGCGAUGGGCGCGCUUGCGCGCUACAUGGCGGGGCCGACGGAGGCGCAUUGGCAGGCGGCGUUUGGCGUUGUGCGCUAUCUGGUGGGGACAGCAAAGGGAGGGGUGACCUUUGGGGGGAGUGAGAAGGCUCUCGUCGGUCCCUGUGACGCGGAUUACGCACGAGACUUGGAAACGAAGCGGUCCACAACAGAAUAG
This is a messenger RNA of Klebsormidium nitens, 705 nucleotides long. The record is from the annotation of a GenBank genome assembly. NCBI's taxonomy places the organism in Eukaryota, Viridiplantae, Streptophyta, Klebsormidiophyceae, Klebsormidiales, Klebsormidiaceae.